CCCCCAAUAAUGGAGGCCCGGCUUCCGCUUUACUCAGUCUGAGAUUUUGUAUGAAGUGUAGAUUAUUAUUAAUAAAAUAUCAUUUCACUGAAAAUGGAGUGUGCAUUUGUGGGCAAGUUCUGUAGUACAUUGUUGGUGAAUUCAAGGAGGCUCAAGAUUAAGAGAAGAACGGAAAUGAGAAGUCACAGCAAGUUUUACUCCUCUAAAUUCAAGAUUACAUCAGUGCUUUCUCAAGCAAAUCAUAAUCCUUCUUUGCAGGUAGCUACGGAAAAACAGGGAAGUCCAGCUGGUUUUGGUCUUGGAGAAUGGGUUUGGCCUUCUCCUGGGGAUGAAAUCCCAUUUUGGAUGAACAAAUUUCCCUCGACAGAUGUCAGCCCAGAAGUUUCAGCUGACAUAGAGAAGGACUCCAAUCUUUUGCACAUUAUUCAUGUUACAGCUGAAAUGGCACCUAUAGCGAAAGUUGGCGGUCUUGGUGAUGUUGUAACUGGAUUGGCCCGGGCAUGUUUAUCAUGUGGCCAUACAGUAGAUGUAAUGCUCCCUUUCUAUGAGUGCAUCCAGAGACAGGAGAUCAAAUGAUUUGGAAUUGAUCACGACAUAUAAAUCUUAUCAUGAUGGUGAUUGGGUUCCAAUAAAAGCCUACCGCGGGUUAGUCUCGGGAAUCUCGGUGAUAUUUAUUGAAUCGUCAAAUUAGUUCUUCAAGGGGCAAUAUGUCUAUGGGGUUUCAUACAAUGAGCUGGAGGCAUACCUAUUUUUAAGUUGUGCUUGCCUGGAAUGGAUGCAGGUUUGUGAAUUGG
Molecule: messenger RNA, 794 nt
Organism: Pistacia vera
Lineage: Eukaryota; Viridiplantae; Streptophyta; Magnoliopsida; Sapindales; Anacardiaceae
Product: soluble starch synthase 1, chloroplastic/amyloplastic-like
Exons: 3
Coding region: 94-576 (160 amino acids)
Source: RefSeq, a predicted model, not a curated record